AUGUGUGCGUGGUGUACUGUGUGUACGUUGUGUACUGCGUGUACUUCUUCCCCCUCUGUGAUGGCCUCUACGCCUUCUUCUCCGCGCUCCCCUAACGAGUGCUCCUGCGCCUGUUUCUGUCCUGCGCCUGUCUCCGCGCCUGUCUCCGCCCCCACGCUCAGGGACUUUCUCAGUGUAUUUCCCACAAAGACCCCACUACCUACUGGUGCUGAGCCGCGUUACAAUCUCUGUCGUUCCUUACGUGAAACACUCCACCAUGCAUCGAACGGCGAUGUUACGGCCACGUUGGCUGUUCUGCUGGACCACGUGGCAGACUGUUCCAUUGCCAUUGAACACAAUACAAAGUGUAAAGAGGCUUCGUUUCUUUUUCUGCAAGAUUCCCAGCGUGUCAAUUCCAACCAAGCAUUGUCGUUCGAUUCACGCUACUACGAGUAUCAUCUGGUGUUGUUUCAAUCUCAAGAUGACAACGUAUCAAUCCAAGAUUAUUUGCGAGUUGUCGAUAACAUGGCCGAAUUGGAUGGAAAGGUCAAACGAAAACUUGUUGAUUCCAUAUGGCAAAUUUUCUAUAGUCCAUUGGCCAUACUCGUUUCAUGUAGGGAUUGGAAAUAUUUGGACAAGCUAAAACGGUUGUUUAUUAAUAGAAACAUACCAAAUGUCGAGAUCUUGAACACGAUCGACUAUUUCAACCAGUGGGUUGUGUAUGACGUGCUGAGAUGCCUGCAGGACUACUCGGAAGAGCAAGUCAAUGCUUUGUCGUUGCAAAAAGUUCUGGCCAACGCCUAUGAAUCGAAUUUGCAAUUGUCCAGUGUUGAACUGUCGGUGGAAAACAACCUCAACAAUGCAAAGGCGUUUGCCUAUCCGUUCCUAUACAGGUUAAACCUCUUGGGCAAAGAUCCAUCUCCUUUCCCCUUCGGCCCUUGGCUAUUUCCGGACUAUCAAAGUUGCGAUUGUUCUACCAACAAUCGCAAGCGCGCUUGCAAGCGCGCUUGCGAUAACUCCGUCGGAUCUAUUAUCGGCCAUUACAACAGUCGGUUAUCCACCAUUAACAGCAACAACAAUAAUAAUAACAUCUCGUUGUUCCACGGGUCUAGAUUACAAUACUUGCUGAAUUUCAUUCCACAUAACAAUUUGUUUGUUCAAUUCAUCAAUAAUGUAUUUGCAAUUCAAUCUAUUCCUAGAUCACUCUUAUUUGUUCAAUUCAUCGAUACUUAUUUGAUUUUACCACCAGCUACAGCACUUUUAAUUUUCGAUCAAUUCUUAAAAGAUCCACUUGCUACUCGCCUGGUUGUUGCGAACAAUUUCAUCCAAAGAUCGUUGCACUACUUUCUUGCAAACUCGGAUCGUACUACUCCUCCUCUUCCUCCCAUCUUGAACCACGUAUGGAAAUUACUCUCUUCUACACAGGAGAUCUCGCCUUCUCUCUCGCCUUCUCUUUUGCAUCAUCUUCCUUUGUUUUUCUCCAAUGUACUCCCCAUUAGAAAAAAAUUACACUCUCACAUAUUAUUUGAAGAUCAUUCUUUUAUUAAAAUCUACCAAUAUAUCCCUUCGCUAGUACUAAUCUUACAAUCGUUCAUCUCUACUCUGUCCCCAUCACAAUUGCAAUUACAAUUACAAUUGUCUAUAAAAAGAGAAUUAUCUCAAUUACAAGCUUUUCGAAAUUAUCUCACUCCUAUAAAAUCCAUUGCUCGUUAUUUACAAUUCGAUUUCUCAAGAUGUUCUGUCACGCUUUUACACCCGUUUAAUAUUAUUACGUCAUUGAUUUUACAAAAAUUAGCCGCCGACGUCACGGACCUUACACCGCCGGAUUUACUUUUAAUCUCGGAACCAUGUUUGAUUUCUAUUGUUUUGAUUUUACAAAUUCAAUCAAACCAAUGGAUCCGUAAUGGGGAUUCUCUCAAAUUGCAAUCUUUAAUGUAUUCACAAGAUAUUCAUAUGAAAAAAUUCUUGAUUUUUAAUGAUUAUUACAUCCUAAGACAAACCAUAACCUAUUCAAACCUUGAUCAGUUUUGGCAAAAUUAUUUAUCAAAACUCAAGAAUGACCCAACUCAUUCUCUUUUAAUAUUGUUACAAUUAUUCACAUCACCAAUCCCUCACAAUGACGAAUUGCUAAUACAACAUGAAAUUAUUAAUUGUUUGAAUUGGAAAAAAUUAUCCUAUUCAAAUUUAUUAUUAUGUUUACCAAAAAAUAUUUCUUCUUUGCCCAAGUUCACCACUAUCUUAUCUCAAACUACUAUUACCAAAAAUUCCUUAUAUCAAUUGAAGAAGAAAUAUUUGACCUAUAUCAAUCCAUAUUAUAUAGGUCUCACCUUCUCACAAUCAACCGAUCUACUUUCCAUUAUACAAGAUCCUUUACAAUUAGCCAUAUUCAAUUGUAAGCAAGAUAACCCCAAGGUAUUCCGUUUGUCCUCAUCCCCUGCUUUCCAUCGGUAUUUACUAGAUCGGAUUGAGUUAGCAAUAAGGGAUGAUUCAUUGCGUAUUAAUUGCGUAAAUCUCAUCUACAUUUGUCUUUUAAACAAUUUCAAAAAUUUCCAAUCGUUUUUCACACCUAUUACAAUCUCCCAUUUAAAAUCACUCCUCAAAUUUGAUUCAAUUCAAUUACUUCUUCAAAACAUUUUACGAAUGACAUCGAAUCAAAAUCUUAUUAUUGCCCCAUUCCACUCCCUCUCUUUUUCUUCUCCUUCUCCUUCUCCUUCUCUCCCCACUAGGAACCCUAAAAAAAUCAUCUCCCAUCACAAGAAAUUGUUAUCCAAAUUUUCUAAACAACAAAAUUUAUUUUUAAAAUAUAACCCUUCAUUAUCGAUCGAUUCUUCCCCUGUCAAAGAUGAAUGUUGUUUUUGUAAAGAUGAUCUUAUUUCCAAUUCUAUUUAUUUCACAUUUACUGAAAAUUCAAUAAUUUCUCACACAAGCACCCAUUCUAAAGAGGGAAUUAUUACAAACUCAUGUGGCCAUGGUGCUCAUAUCAAAUGUUUAUCAAAUCAUAUGCAAGCAAUCUUACCAUUCGCUUUCCAAUCUACCAAAAAUAUUCCCCUGAUGUGGGGGAUUGGUAUCUUAUAUUGUCCAGUAUGUUCGAAUUUAACUAAUUCCUUUUUACCCGUUCUAUGUGAAAAUAAUUUAAAUUUUAAACAUUCACAACUUAUAACUACUCCCCAGUAUAGUAAUCAAUUCACUGAAUUUUCAUUCCCAUUUAAAUUAACACUCAUUUUGAUAAGUAUAUCUCAUAAGAAAAAAUUAAGUUCAAUAAUUUCCAUUUUCAAUGAAUUAAACAAAAUUUUCAUUAAUACAAUUGUAAAUUUACAGAUUUAUUUAACCGCCAAAAAUUGUACACUCACCACUAUUCCAAAUCAAAAAUUGAUCACUAUAAAAUUAUUGGCUAAUUUGAAAACAUUCAUUUAUAGAUACUAUUAUUUUAAUCCUGAAAUUAUACAAUCAUUAUUCAAUAAUUUUUUAAAUUGGAAUUCAUUUUUACAAAUAAUUAAAAAUGAUUCUACCUUUAAUUUUAUUGAUAUUGAUCGUCAUUUAUUAUUUUUAUCAUCCAUCAAUUAUGAAUUGAAAUUUUCAAAAAUAGAACUUCAUAAUUUAACUAUAACAGAUUUAUUAUUUAAAAAAUUACAUCAUGAUUUUUUCAAUCUAUCAAAAGAGUUUAUACAAAAUGGCGCUACAAUUAAUUUACCUAUGAGGAACAUUCCAAAUGAGAACAAUGAAAUCUCGUUGAUGUUUAGAAUCUUUAAUAGAUAUUUAUCAUUCUUUAAUUAUGAACCAUCUACCAUGGCAAUCGAUGAUUUGAAAUUAAAAAUUUACUCCAUUAUUCAAAAUAGUUUAAAGAUUUUUUUCAAAAAAUUGAUUUUAUUAAUUUAUUCAAUGUAUCAAUUAAACGAAUUGUCCCUAACAGAGUUGGAUGACAUAAAUUUUUAUUUGAAAUUCUUCCACGCUUCUCACCCUAUUUCAUUAUCCCAAAUUUUAGAUCGAUUUUUAAAAUUAGAAUUACCAAUCAUUGAAUCGACUUUAAAAUCAUUAUCCUCUUCUUCAAUGUUAACUCGUAAUAUCAUUCAUUAUAAUUUAUCACAUUCAUACAUUGAAACGUUCCAAAAUUUCAAUUUAAUCCAUUUACCUCAUAAUUAUUCCGAUUUAAUUUUGCAAACAAAUUUAAAUUUACAGAAAUUUUUUACUAAUUUCAAUUCAGAAAUAUUAAAAUUUGAUAUUGCCAUCUGUUUAUUUUGUAAUAAAAUUUUGUUAUUUAAAAAUUUAUUACCUUGGCAUGAUUUUAAAUUGGGUGAAUGUACAAAUCAUUCAAGAAAUAAUUGUAAAGUUAUAAACACUUUUGGGAUGUUUAUCUUACCAUUUGCCAAUGUCAUUUAUAUUUCUUAUGGUACUAGAGGUUCAUUUAUUGAGUCUCCUUAUAAAAAUAAAUUCAAUACAACUGAUACUAAUGAAAGUCUACCUUUAAUCUUAAAUGAAGCUGCUUGGAACUAUUUGAAAAAUGAUAUUUUAUUAAAUAAUAUGAUCCCGCAUCUAAUUUUUAGGAAGACUGAUGGCAAUUUAGAUAUUGGAGGUUGGGAAAUUUUUUAA
Messenger RNA from Henningerozyma blattae CBS 6284, 4566 nucleotides. RefSeq names its product putative ubiquitin-protein ligase UBR2 (gene UBR2). Gene Ontology annotation, cellular component: ubiquitin ligase complex; cytoplasm. The coding region runs from base 1 to 4566 and encodes 1521 amino acids. Gene Ontology annotation, biological process: protein ubiquitination; ubiquitin-dependent protein catabolic process via the N-end rule pathway. Lineage: Eukaryota; Fungi; Ascomycota; Saccharomycetes; Saccharomycetales; Saccharomycetaceae. Gene Ontology annotation, molecular function: ubiquitin protein ligase activity. The transcript has a single exon. The record is from RefSeq and is a predicted model, not a curated record.